UCGUAAAUAAAUCAAUUUAAAAUUAAUGUGUAAUACACCGGUCAUCUCAAACCGGUGAAUGGGAUGAAGUAAUGAUGUAAUUAAGACAAAUAAUGUAACAAAAUGCACAGUCGAAGCCGGAAACGCUUUUCAAAAAAUGAGUGAGGUGAUGCCCGAAGCGGGUGAGACGUACAUCCGUUCUGCUCGAGUGAAAACAUCAGGCUUUCUCGGACGUCAAAAAUCUUUAGCGGAGGUACAAUAUAGCGGAAAAUUUAAAUUGGUCCGGAUUUUGAUGAUCCUGUAAUGUGAGCCCUGCCUUCGAUGUCCUAGAAUCAAUUUAAGUUGUUAUCCUAUUUAAAGGAACAUCGCGUGACUGUGCUGCUUUCGCGAAUCCGAGCGAAUCCCGUUGGACCUCUGGUGGCGAGUCGCCACAAUUUCACCGGUUCAGAGUGCAGCAAACAGACUUAAAGCUGUUAUAUUGCCAUAUCUUCUAGCAGAAGAUCCUCAGUUGUCCUCAACCAGAGUCGAUUGGUACACUGUCACUUACAACUGUCAACAAUGUCGUCUGACAUGAUUGAUGAAACCGUCGAGUUAGAUCCAGUGACUGGUUUAUACUGCACGAUGUCUUUGUUUACCAAUGUUACAAAUACCGCUGAAUUACAUGAGAAACUCAUUACCGAGAAGCUUGAUUGUUGCAUGAUAAAUGUCGCAACCAUUGUAGACACUUUUCAAGUGGUGGUAGCUACCAAUAAAGCCGCCCUCAACGCUACGCGAAAUCAACUGGUUACAAAAAACAUAAAUACGGAAGUCUUAUUUAGCAUGUCUUUGUCGGAUAGCAUAACUUGUGCCUUGAAUGAGUUUGGUAUUAGUGAUGAUGUUAAAAAUCUCCUGAUGAUAGUGAUACACAAGGAAGGCAAGGAAAAAGCCAUGCUGGAGAAGAUCUCAGAAAGUGUUAAGGGAGAUAAAGUAUCCAUUUCAAACCUGAAGAAGUUUACAGAUCAAAAUCAUGUUAAAGAAAUUUAUGCCAUCACCACCAUCGAACAGCGGAAUUCUAAUAUUCUUGAUAUUAUUGUUUCAAAGAUUAGUGGUUCUACAUUAUUUCCACCAAAGAAUCAAAAUAAAGGAAGGCGUAUAUCAUAUGAACAGAAGAGUUGACAAUAUAUACCGAUACAGAAUAAUUAUUAUUAACAAUAAGAAAAAUUUUAUUUGGAAUAUAAUUUAAGUAAGUGGAUAUGUAUAAUAUAUGUAAACAACCCAUAUGCUUUAAUUUCUUUUUAUCAGUUAAUUAUGUACCCUGCUAAUCCACACAUAUAUUUAUAACAAUAACCAGUUUUUUAAUGAAUUCUUUCGCAAAAUAUUACAUGUGUU
Messenger RNA from Trachymyrmex septentrionalis, 1347 nucleotides. RefSeq names its product EKC/KEOPS complex subunit Tprkb-like. Gene Ontology annotation, cellular component: cytosol; EKC/KEOPS complex; nucleus. Gene Ontology annotation, biological process: tRNA threonylcarbamoyladenosine modification; telomere maintenance via recombination. The coding region runs from base 538 to 1134 and encodes 198 amino acids. The transcript has 3 exons. The record is from RefSeq and is a predicted model, not a curated record. Lineage: Eukaryota; Metazoa; Arthropoda; Insecta; Hymenoptera; Formicidae.